UCACUUACUGCCGAGAAAUCAGAUACUUCCCAGACAAGCUGUAGCUCAGAGCCACUCGGAAUAAGGCAUACAUACAAGUUCCAGAUGAAGUCAGAUUUCGAAGAACCGCAAAACCAGCAUUUCAUGACAUGUAGAAAACAAUGAUUUUACUGGCACAUUGAAACCGGAAAUGAACAGUUGAGCCGAGGGAAUUUCUACGCUUCAUGUUUCGUAUAAAGAGAGGUCGAGAAUCCCAGUACACCUACACUGGAGAUACAACUGGUGACUUACUGAUAAGCAUUAAGUGGAGAGCCUGAUCACUUAAGAAAUAUGAAAACUCUAUCGUUAUUGAUUGUACUGGGAGCUCACUUACCCUUGGUGACAGGUAUUUUUAUAGUCACUGCUCCCAGAACGUCCUACAUUGCAUCCUAUGGAAAUAACAUUACAAUGGAAUGUCAGUUUCCAGUUGAAUCCAACUUUAAUGCAAACCAGAUAAAGGUGUACUGGCAUUAUGUGCUCGAUGAUGGAACUUCUCGAUUGGUUUAUCAGUUGAUGAACGGGAAACCAGUUCUUGAGGCCCAACCCCAGGAAUACCGAGAACGAGCAUUUCUGCUGCUGGAUGAACUCCGCAGAGGUCGUGCAGUGCUGGAGAUUAAUCAAGUUAGAGUUUCUGAUGCAGGGACCUACCGCUGUCUUAUUGAUCUCAAUGGAGUGGAUUAUAAAGAGACUGCACUGGAAGUCAGAGCUUCUUACAAACAAAUAGAGACCAUCAAAACAAAAGAAAAGAAAGAGACAGAGUUUGUCUGUCAAUCCAUCGGAUAUCCUUUAGCUGAGGUUAUCUGGUAUUAUGCAAAUGGAUCUGACAUUAACGAAACAGCAAAUACCACCCACUUUACUGGCACCGAUGGAUUGUACAAUAUCAGAAGUGUACUUAGGAUAAAAGCAGAGACUAAUGAUGCUUAUUUGUGUAUGUUCUGGAAUAAGGAACUUAAUAUGAAUACUUCAGCUAUUUUACACAUUAAAGAAGUGGAAAAGACAGAUGAAAAUUUUGAUAAGUUCCCUUCAAUGAAGAGGAGUUAUCUCAUUGCAGCAAUUGUUGUUCCUGUGACAAUUCUACUUGGAUUCAUUAUGAUUGUGUCCUGCAUCCUAAAAUCAAAACAAAGUGAGCAAGGUAUCAAAAGAAUCUCUGACACCAGCUCAUUAAUAUGAAGCCUUCACUGUCAAAAUUGGGAAGAAUGCUUUCAAAUCCUAAAGUGUGUGAUUUGCUUUUGGAAACAGAAUUGUGUAUAUUUCUACAAUACCAACUGACUGUUCAAUACCAUUCAAACUCUCAAUUUUAUUUUGGCGAUGCACAGAAAAUGCAAAAUUAUCCAUCAACCACUUAAUUAGCCAGCAUUCUACUUGCUCAGCACAUUGAUUGAUCUGCUGUUCAGAUGCAUUGUGAAAAACUACUGCAUGUUUGAAUUUGACUCUGCCGUAUGGUGACAAUUAACUACACAAUUCUCUGAAAUUGGUAACUUAACCUGUGGAAUUGGAGCCAGAUAUAACGCUCUUUGGAGUGGUUUCCAGCAGCUUCAGAAAUCCAGGCUUCAUGUAUGGCCUGCUUUUCUCCUACUAAACUAUCAUGGUUGCCUGGAAAUAAUGUGAGGAAGAAGAAGUUCUGCAACAUUGAGUUGAAUUUAAUAAUUUUACUUAGAAGACAAAAAUUCCAAUUAGAAUGAUGUCACCAAUGUAAAGAGCCAAUGAUUCUUGAAACCAGGCAGUUGGGAAAGUUUUGUUUUGUAGGGAUUUAUGGAAGGGGAAUUUCUUGCUACUUGUUGAAGCCACAGCCAGCAUGUGGAGUUAUUUUAUCAAUGUGACUCAGUUCAGAAUCUGAGGAAUAUCUGUGCCAAAAGCCAGAGUGGUCUGUUGAGCUGGUGCAUUGGACUGUUGGGGAUUUUUUAUAAGCUGUGUGUUCAAACACAAUAGGAAGAAGAGGAGUAGAAAAACUUCCGUUCUGAAUUCUUGGAUCUGCUACUGCAUUUGCAAAAUCCCUGAAGUUGGCAAUCCAUUCGAAUGUGCCUCGUAUAUAUACCUCCAGAUUUUUGUUACUCUUUCUCCCUUCCAAAGUUCUGUGUGACUAUUCCCAGCCAGGGGACUUUGAGACCUCUAGCCUUUUGUUCUUAGUUCGGGCCACAGUGAAGCUCAUGGUUACUACACUUUUCAGAGGCUUCCCUCCUUCUUCGAGUGAAUAUCAAAAAUAUUUAUCUGCUCAAUUGCUAAACCUGACUAUCAUUAGAAACCACUGACUCAAACAGAGACUUCAGAAGAAGACCCAGAGCCAAAGUUUGAAAGAGAACAAAAACACCUGUCAUGAGGCCACUAUUCAAGUUUUCAAUAAACAAAACUUCAGCGCUGUGAACCAAAGUCUGAUUGUUUUGGCAAAGGUAGAGUGAAACUUUGUUUAAAAAGAGUAGAAAAAGUAAGUGUCCUAUUCUCAUGUAUUGAAAUAUUUUAUGUAAACAUGUUGAAAUUUUUGAAAGUAUGUUUUUUUUUAAAUGUAGAAUGAAGUAAACUAAUAUAUGGUCAUAUGUAGGCAUAUUAUUUUGCCAGACUGCAAUUCUGUUUUUUGACUUUCAUGAAGUUUUGUAGUUUAUCCAAACUGAAUUGUUUGUUUUUAAAUUCUCUGUGCUAUUUGCAAGAAGAUGGUUUGAACUUUCUGCCAGUGUUCUUGUAUGAUUUAAUAACUUGCAAAGUUUGGAUUGAGUUUUCUGCCUAGAAGAAGUUAAGCAACUUUUUUAAAAAUUUGGCUAACCUGCCUCAAUUGAGCCUUGUGGAUUCUAUGGAUAAACUUGAUUUGUUGUAAAUUAUUAAUGACUGUGAAUUUUUUGACUUUGUGUUUAAAUAGAUUGUAUUUAUAUAUUUUUGUAUGAUUAUGUAAAUAUAUUAAGAAAAGCAACAGUAUUUUCAAAACCUAUAAGAAUACAUAUUGAAAAUAAAUAUGUAAAAUCAA
This is a messenger RNA of Chiloscyllium plagiosum (whitespotted bambooshark), 2971 nucleotides long. Its product is annotated as programmed cell death 1 ligand 1-like. Lineage: Eukaryota; Metazoa; Chordata; Chondrichthyes; Orectolobiformes; Hemiscylliidae. Gene Ontology annotation, cellular component: external side of plasma membrane. The record is from RefSeq and is a predicted model, not a curated record. Gene Ontology annotation, biological process: T cell costimulation; positive regulation of T cell proliferation; cell surface receptor signaling pathway.